CAAAAAGUUAAAAACCAAAAAUAUAAAACACGAAUCAAAAUCUAUGCACUUUACUCAUUUCUUCAUUUAAAGUUAUCUACUCACGAACUAAAUUAAACAAUGUUUCCUUGUGGAUUCGACCUGGUAUUUUACCGGAAUUUAUUUCUAUAUCGGCACUUGUACACUUGCAAGUUUAGCCCGGUCAAAUAACAAUAUAACACUAUCCAAAGCUUGGGAAAUUGACAAUGAGUUUCCUAACAUUUUCAAGCCUCUUUACAACUCUAAUAAGGUGUAUAUUCAUAGGCUCUAUCUAUUUUUAAUCAUGAAAAUAUUGCAGAUUAAACUCCAAAAUGUGGGCAAAUUGUAGCAAACAUGUUUUACAAGUUCAUCCAUUUUCCCAAAUAGGUCAAAAAAUGUAAAGCUUGUGACAGCCAAGACAACAUAAUUAAAAAAAAUACUCAAAGCAAUUGUAACUUGCCUCCUUGAUCUUCUUCUCCGUGACUUUGGACACAAGCUAAGCUUCGCUUUCACCACAACAGACUGGUCACUCGGGAGCACGCCCUUACCUAGAAGUUAAAUUAUCUAAAUUUUGUGAUGUCAAUCAUCAAAAAUUUGUCCUUAGAGCAUCUCCAAUGGGGUAAUGGAUUGGAGUAAAGUCUAUCCUACGUGGCAUAAGAGAGAGAUAGAGAUAAGAUGAUUAUUUUAAUUUAAUAUAAAGAAAGUAGUGUGUAUGAAAAUUGAAAUGGAAGAGAGAGAUAGAGGUAAAUUGUAGACAAUGUUUAUGACAAUGUCCACAAAUAGACUUUACACGGGAAUCGAGGAGCAAAAGUGGAUGAAAAGUGGGUUAGAAGUGAUAUAAAAAAUGAAAAUUAAAAUAAAUAUGAAGAUAUGUAGGUCAUAUACAUAAAAUGUGUGAGAUAAAAAAUGGGACCCAUGUGUAAGAGUGUGUAAGAGAAUAGAUAUCCCCAUUGGUGGAGAUGCUCUUAGAACCUAUGGAUUCGAUUUCCCCGGGGACAUGUGACCAUAUCUUAUACAUGUUGAGAGUAGGGCAAGACAACUUGUUCCAGAGCUUAUGGGAAUACCUCACACUAGCCUUUCCAAAGUAUCCAUGAUGGUACUUAUCGAAGAGGAUCCUAUGGUGGUGCAUUCAUGUGGCGUUACCGCUAUCCAAUGGAUGCUUCUGUUGCUUCCCAAUACGGUCAUGGUCGGCGCUCACAUGGCCUCUCAUGUUCCUUCAAGUGCUAAUACGGCUAACAACAACACUAAAACGUCAUUCAAAUUGAGCAUCUAGAAUCGACGAUUCCUUAUUCUUCACUAUUCUCAAGCUACACGUGGACCACUAGAACAAAUAAUUAUGGAAAAUUGAUGUUGUGGAUUCUUCAAAAUAGGCUUUUAUUUCUGGAUUCAAAUUAGGGAUCAGAGAAAGUGUAUUGUAUCACGUUGAAAUGGAGUAUCUGAGAGCGGCGGUGGCGAUGUGAUUGAGGUGAAGCUGAGAGGCGGUGGUGCCAAGAUUGAGGUGAACUCGAGAUUCGGUGGCUCUGUGAUUGAGAUGAUCGAAGUCGAGAGAGGCGGUUGAAGAAAUUGAUCUACUGAGUUUCUAGCAGAUGAUCGAUCGAAGCUGUGAGAAAACAAAAAUAACAGAGCUUCGUGACUUCCUCCUCACAUGUGCAAAGCUUCUAGGAGAUGGGGAGAUGUAGAGCUUCGACACCAAUUUUUGAUUGUUUUGGAUUUAGUUUGACAGCGCCUAUAUGGUACACCCGGGUGUAUACGUACACCCGGUUUUUUUGUAAUUGUUUGCAAAAUGAAGGUGAUCAAUUUUAUGGAGUGGAGUGUUUGCUUCCUUUUAUUCUCUCCCGUUGUUUCUUCCUAUUUGUCCUCACUUUGCAUUAUUUUUAUUUUACAUUUUUUUCAUCUCCACUUUCAAUUCAUUUUCAGCUUCAUCUGGUUUUUGCUUGUUCUUCUUUCUGUUGCUUCUCUUUUUUUUUCGUUUUUCAUUUCUUUUGAUUUUGAAUUUUAGUUUAUCUAACUUUAACUUUCCUUUUUCUUUAACUUUCCUUUUUCUUUUAUUCUGCUUCCAUCCUUCUUUUUGAAUUUUAAUUUUUCUAAUAAGCACACUUACAUUGGUUGGUCUAAAAUAAAGAAUUGGUGCUUCUUUAUAUAUGUUAUAUUGAUAUGAGCCUACACAAAUUCAUAUUCGAGCAUACUAGAGAUUUUAA
This is a messenger RNA of Cuscuta europaea, 2195 nucleotides long. The record is from the annotation of a GenBank genome assembly. Lineage: Eukaryota; Viridiplantae; Streptophyta; Magnoliopsida; Solanales; Convolvulaceae.